This is a messenger RNA of Pogona vitticeps (central bearded dragon), 1314 nucleotides long. Lineage: Eukaryota; Metazoa; Chordata; Lepidosauria; Squamata; Agamidae. The record is from RefSeq and is a predicted model, not a curated record.
GCCUUUGCGGGGAGGGCUUCAUCGGCUCCGCUUCUGCUUUCGGUCACACCGUCUUUUCCACAGGAAGGAGGGGAGUCCCUCCCAAAGCUCCGCCAGUCAUGCCCCUUUUCUUCCCACGACCAGCGGGGUCUGGUGUGUCUGGUCUGAGUGGGUGCUCCCGAAACUACGAUGUCCCAGGAGGGGGUGACCUACGCCGACCUGCGGUUCGUGAGGAGCCCUCUGGAAAAGAAGAGCCCGCCGAGAGAGCCCGGCGGCGGCGGCGGCGAGGGCGACGGGGAGCUGACCUACGAGAACGUCGAGGGCCCCCAACUCCGCCGAGGAGAGGAGCGGUUGGAGGAGGAGGAGGCGGCGGCGAGGAGGAGCAGCAGCUCCGGGCGGGCGCCGAAGCUGGGCCGUCGGAGCUGGUUCGCCGCUUCUGCCCUCCUUGGAACCUGCCUGCUCCUUCUGGGCACCACCGUGGGACUCGGGGUCCGAUACUGGCAGGUGUCGCAGCAGCUCCAGCAGGCCUCCCAAGACCACACAGUGGAGAGUGUCGUCCUGGCGGAGAGAAUCGGCACCAAGGAGCGCCAGCUGCAGGAGGCCAAGGCACAGCUCAGAUCCACCAGGGAAGCCCUUCAGGAUUGGGAAGCAGCUGGAAGCAGAAUGCAGGAGCAGCUGCAGAAAAGAGAAAAGGAGCUGAGCCGGGCAAGAGACAACCUGGAUCUCCUGAUGAAGGAAAAACUGCAGGAGCAGCAGAAGAGGGAGGAAAGUGAACAGGAGCUGAAUGAAAUGAGGCGUCAGUUGCAGGAGGUCCAGUCCCGCCCACAACCCAACAAGUGGACAUUAUUUGGAUGUAAAUGCCUGUGGAUCUCAUCAGAGCAGAAAACCUGGAGAGAGAGCAAGGAAGACUGUGAAAAGAAGGAAUCACAGCUGCUGACUCUGAGAGACCCUUCGGAUACUGAGAGACUCUGGGAGAUUUUGCCUUCUGUAGAACAGACCCACCACUUCUGGAUUGGACUUCAAAAAAGAAAUUAUUAUUGGUUUUGGGUUGAUGACUCAUGGGCUAGCUGGACCGAGACGCCUAAGCAAUGCACGACCGACCGUGAUGGUAAUUGUGCACAAAUGAGCCGAGGGACUCGGGAGGGGUGCCAUUGUUCUACACGUCACCGAUACAUCUGUGAGAAGGCAGCUGGGGCUGCACAAGCAGACCACACUUUCCCUUGGUGUUGAACCCAAAGACCAGAAGGUCCCAAGAGAUUUCCUGCUGGAUUUCAUCAACUACAACCCACUUGUUUUUCUUUCUGCCAGCCCAUAGUACUCCCAAGCUCUCCUCCA